CAUGCCUCAUCCAUCUCUCGCCUCGCCAGUGUCGGAAAAUACAAGAAUUAACGCUUUUGGUUAUUAUCGUUAAACGCCGCCCGGCUUGUGGUCUCUCGCUUGUGCCGGUACACGGAACGCAACUUGAAUAUUUGCUCGAAGUCAUCGAAAAUCUGUCAUUUUUCCGCCACUGAGACAAAGAGGACACACGCAAGAUAGUCUACAACAGGAGUACAGCUGUGGUGAUGUGGUGUUUCAGGUCUCAUCCUUCAUUUUCCAGGUCAUUCCCUUCAGUUGGUGUUGACGACUCUCCUAACGCGGCUCAGUUUGGGGAUGUAAAGGCUGGGAAUGACUUUUGCGGACCUGCGCUGAUGUGACACAUUAGAAAGAGUAUUUCUGUUCUGCACCCGGGAACAACGAGCCAUUACGAGCCUGCACGUCUUGUGGAAGGCUUGUAACUGCCGUGGCCGGGCUUUGCCAUUCGCCCCCUCCAGCGUCCCCCCGUGUUGCACCACUACCAUGCCCUUUGCUUGCUGUGUCCAACCCAUGGAGAGUGUGCGCCCACCCAGAUAGGAUGCCUGCCUUGUCUGAAGCCCUGGACCCCCUCCUGCCCACCACCACCACCGCCACCUCCUCCUUCUCCUCGCGUGUACCUGCUCUUGCCAACAGCUCCAUCCGGCCCCCCAGGCUCCGCCCUGCCCUGCUCCAACAUGGUGGAUGAGGUAACCACCAUGAAGGAUGACGUCAUCAAUGCCAACACGCUGGCUUGGCUGGUUUGCUCGGGCGUGUCCAUCCUGGCCAACACUUGGGGCAUCCUCAGUGUCAGCGCCAAGCAGAAGAAGUGGAAGCCCCUGGAGUUCCUCAUCUGCACGCUGGCCGGCACGCACAUCCUCAACAUGGCCAUCCCCAUCACCAUGUACUGUGUCAUAACGCUGCGUCGGCAGCACUCGAACUACGAGUGGAACGAGGGCCUGUGCAAGGUGUUCGUCUCCACAUUCUACACGCUCACGCUGGUCACCUGCUUCUCCGUCACCUCGCUCUCCUACCACCGCAUGUGGAUGGUGCGCUGGCCAGUAAACUACAGGUUGAGUAACACCAAGAAACAGGCGGUGCACACAGUGAUGGGCAUCUGGAUGGUCUCCUUCAUCCUGUCCACGCUGCCAGCUGUGGGCUGGCACGACACCAUUGACCGUUUCUACACCUCCGACUGCCGCUUCAUAGUGACAGAGAUCGGCUUGGGCUUCGGCGUGUGCUUUCUGCUGCUGAUCGGCGGCAGCGUGGCCAUGGGUGUCAUCUGCAUCGGCAUCGCCCUCUUCCAGACCUUCUCCAUUCAGGCGGGCCACAAUGCUGACAAGAACAAGUUCAACGUGCCCACCAUAGUGGUGGAGGACGCGCAGGGCAAGCGCAGAUCGUCCAUUGACGGAUCAGAGCCUCUCAAGACGUCGCUGCAGAUCACCUACCUGAUCAGCGGCAUCGUCUUCAUCUACGACUUCCUGACUGGCUUCCCCAUCCUGGUGGUGAGUUUUGCCAGCCUGAAGUACCACCGAUCCUACAACUGGAUGGUAUUGUGUGUGCUGUGGUGCUCUAUUGCCCAGUCCAUUCUGCUCCCCAUGUUCCUGUGGGCGUGCGACCGCUACCGGGCAGACAUCCGCAUGGUGUGGGAGAAGUGCGUGGCCAUCAUGUCCAACGAUGAUGUGGAUGAAGAAAACAGCCACGAUGGAGGAAUUCAUGCCGACUUAAUAUAUGACAGACCAUAUGACUAUAGCUCGGCGCCUGAAAUCAUGACGGUAGACCGUAUUGCCAAGUAUGAAUUCUCAACCUUAGAAAGGGGGGUUCCGCAAGGGUAUCCAUUGAGGGAACUACAGGAAGAUAAAAUGCAGUAUUUGCAGGUGCCCCCUACAAGAAGAUACUCCCACGACGAAACCGACAUGUGGACCAGCGACCAGAUCCCCUCCUACCUUCACCGAUGGGGCUCCACCGAGGACAUGAUAGCGACAGCCCACUACAGCUCCAGCUUUCUGCGCCACGAGAGGCGCAGGAGCAGCCUGGUCUCCUGCCACGAGGAGACCCACCACCAUCAUCACCCGCACCGCAAGCGCCGGCGCUCCGAGGAUAGCAUGCACUCCCUCAGGCACCUGCCUCGCGUGGUGUGCGGCGGGGAGCGUUAUGAGGACGACCUGCGGUGUUUCAGCCGAGACGAGGUGAUCAACUUUAUAGACGAGACUCCGCUGCCGAGCCCCAGGAAGAGUCCGCGGCGCACAUCUGCCAUUUCACUCAUCCCCAACGUGUAUGAACAGCACACAGUCCUUUUCCCACACUUCCCGCUCACAGACUUCGAGCGUGAGCCUCAAGCGCUGAGGCGGCUCUCAGAACACAAAAAGAGCGGGAGUCGGGCCAGCUCGCCUGACAGUUCACCCAAACCUGACAGACCAGCUGGCAAGGACAGCCCCGGAGCCUGUAGCUCUGGGAAAGGCUGCAGAGAGCACCAGCGAGACGGGAAACAGAAGGGUGAACAGGCCUCACCCGGGCACAGCCAGCAGACUGCAGGGCACUCCAGUCACCGGCCCAGGACAGAACUUGGAGCCGGGCACGGGGCUGACUGGGCUCACCAGAAGCACCUGAGCAAGGCCGAGAGUAAAGGAAGCACAAACAGUUUUGUAAGCACACCCUCUGCAUCAUCAUCGGGAUAUAUCACCUUUCACUCUGAUUCUGUAGGCUCAACCACCUAAAAACUUCAGUUUGUCCUUGUUAAUAUAAACACAGUUACUGAAGUUGUUCUUAUUACAACAACCACUGGAAUACUGGGGGCUAUGGGAAAGUGAUAUACUGGAUUAUUUGGCCUUUUUAAUUGUGCCACCUAUCUAUUUUACUAUAUACCACUAUAAUCCCAAAGUUUCCAAUCAGUAUCUACAGUAUACUUAGAUAUAAAUGGCCUUUGGAGCUUUGGACACAUUUCUGAAGGGGCCUGCUGUUUAUUUAGUAAAUAGGCUGGUCAAACAGCUGGGUGGGUCCUGGGAUUCAGCUUCACUUUACAAAAUAUCCACCGAGGACACUUUUCCCCCCAGCACUAACACAACUAACUGUUUUUGAAUGGAGUGAACAUUCCCACGCCUUGUUUUUGCUGUUUGAUGUUGUUUCCUAUGAAUUGUUCAAACAAUUGGGGGAAAUGGGUAAGAGUGGGUGGCGUUGGUAUUUUUUGCACAUACCAAUUCAAAAUUCAAAUUGUAAAAGCUGUAAAAGCUUUUUUUCAUUUCUUUUCUCUAAUGGGUGCGUGUUUAGUUGUAUGGAUACAUUUGUUUUUACACCAAACACUAUCCUGCCAAUAGAGGAGGUCAAAACUGCCCAUGGUCCUUGAGAUAGAAUAUGAAACAUGGGAGAAGGAAUAUUUGUUUGAUUUUGUUCAUGAUGUAUAACUUUGUUUACUAUUGUUAUUAUCAUUAUGAUUCAUAAGAGCUAAAUAAAUCUCUGGGUUUUUAAAUAUCAUUUGUUGAAGUACACAGAGGUUUAAUGCUAAUCCCAGACUCACUGCCUAAUAGCUUGACAUUUGCUGUGUGAGAUAUAGAAAUAUUAUAUGACCCCACCCCCUAAAUUCUUCUCAUGAAAACCUGAAAUCAUUUGUUCAAGCAAACUGACAAGUCUUGUAUAUAUGAAGGGUAUGGAUUUGGUGUUUUCUUUCUUUCUUUCUUUUUUUGUUUAAUAUUUCUUCCCAGUUCCUGUUAUAAACACUGUCAUUUUAUAUGUGUGUGUUAACAACAAGAGAUCAUCCGACACUGCAGAUGCACACCAAAUUGCAUCCAUAAAUUUUCACUGAUCAAGCCAAUACAGCAGCAAAAGAUGCUUUGCACUUGGCAGCUGAGCAUGACAGGUUGACAUCACCUCUUGGCUGUUUGCGUCACGUGAGGAGGCGUUGGUAAAAUGCGCAUGGUUUGCAAAGUAGCCAAUACAAAUUAUGUUAAAUGGUCUGAGAGUGUAAAGUGUCAAUUAUCUUAACCCUCAGGCCAGCUGCAUACAGCCCUAUUGAAGUGCAGGUUGCCAUAUCUGAACCCCCAAAUCUGAACAAGAUAAUUUUAAGAUUUUAGCAUGAAUAAGGGACAUUGUGAAUAGCAUGGAAAUGGGAGUUUAGAUGCGAAUAAUGAGUUCUAAUCAGUUCAAGAAAAAGCAAACCUGUUGCAUUUCAUCCAUUAUCUCAUUAGAUAUGCAAAGACUAUAUGAAUGGUCUUGCACAGCUUUAUUUGGUCUAAAAUACUGAAAGUUUUUGAGCGUGAUGUUGUGAUUGAUCUUUUUUUUUUAAGAUACUGAACUGAUUUUUUAAACUAAAGCUCCAAGAAAUGCUAUAGAUGAAAAAUAAGCAUGGCCCAAAGCCUCAAGAAAGGGAUACUGUAGGAGAAAAAAUAUACCUAAUGACGUUUUAUUAAUUUAAUGUGUAUAUAUGCUUAUAAAAUGCAUAGGAACAUUUCACACCAGAACAAAGCAUUUGCACAGACUAUUUAAGGUCCUGAAAACCAUGGCAGAAUUCUUCAUGAUGGAGUCAGAAACACCUGAAGUACAGACAAAAAAAAACAAACAAAAAAAAAAAACAGUCAGUUGUAAGUGAGAUGCCCCCUUUAAGGCCCGUAGGAGAAACGCUCCCUCCUCUCCCACCAUCACUGCCUAAAUGGACUUAAAAGCCAAGUUUACACAACUGGAUUUUGGAAGACGUGUGAAACCAAAACAAAUGUCGGUGUGGACUGACGUUUACCAGUCCUCCUCAAAUUCUGAAUCAGAAUCACAACUUUUUCUUUUUCGCAGCAAUAGCAUGUGAUAGUUACCUGACUUUGAGAUGAGUGAGAGUUUGAUAUCAACCCAAAAAUGUACUCUUCCAUCAGCAAAUCAAAGCAUAGCCUCCUUUGGACUUUAGCCUCUGUCAAGGACAGCAACGUUUAACAUGAAUGUAUUUGCACAAGUUAGGUGUAGGUUUGCAGAGAAAUUAUUUAUCAAGAGUGAUGACAGUAUGACAUGAGAAGUAUCCAGUAAACCCUUUGAUAGCCUUAUUAGUUGUGUGGUAUUUCUUUGCCAUAACAUCCCAGUAAUGAAGUUGCACGCGUUUGGCGUACACUCUUAAACUCAUCCGUUGUCAUUAAAAUCUCUUUUCUGUUGAAAUUCUCAUGUAUUAGUGCACCUCUCACUUAUGGUGGCUUAUUCAGUUGGAUAGAAAAACCUAAAUUUACCUUUCUUUGGGAACACAAGUUCACAUUCCCAUUUCAUAUUUUGCUACGUCAUAGACUUUUUUGCUUUUGGUUGUGUUUACAAUAUCAAAAUAUAAUUUUGUAACAUAUUCAAAGAUUUAUGACUGUCAAAUAUGAACGAUGUUAAAUGUUAUGUUUUUCUUGUUCAGAUGAUGGCUUUGUUAAGAAGAUACAACUAAGCUAUUUCAAAUUAAAUUCACACAAGAAGAUG
Messenger RNA from Myripristis murdjan (pinecone soldierfish), 5415 nucleotides. It is a transcript of the gene gpr153, whose product is annotated as G protein-coupled receptor 153. The transcript has 6 exons. Gene Ontology annotation, cellular component: membrane. NCBI's taxonomy places the organism in Eukaryota, Metazoa, Chordata, Actinopteri, Holocentriformes, Holocentridae. The coding region runs from base 690 to 2708 and encodes 672 amino acids. The record is from RefSeq and is a predicted model, not a curated record. Gene Ontology annotation, molecular function: G protein-coupled receptor activity. Gene Ontology annotation, biological process: G protein-coupled receptor signaling pathway.